This is a messenger RNA of Bathycoccus prasinos, 924 nucleotides long. RefSeq names its product cytochrome c-type heme lyase. The record is from RefSeq and is a predicted model, not a curated record. Gene Ontology annotation, molecular function: holocytochrome-c synthase activity. Gene Ontology annotation, biological process: cytochrome c-heme linkage. NCBI's taxonomy places the organism in Eukaryota, Viridiplantae, Chlorophyta, Mamiellophyceae, Mamiellales, Bathycoccaceae. The coding region runs from base 1 to 924 and encodes 307 amino acids. The transcript has a single exon. Gene Ontology annotation, cellular component: mitochondrion.
AUGGGCGCCCAAUCUUCUAAACCAGCUCGUCGUGGAGAGGAGUCUCUGGAAAGAAGGGAGCAAAGAGCGGCGUCUCUUUUCGCCAAAGUCGCCAGUUCUUCUUCUUCUUCUUCUUCUUCUUCUUCUGCGCGAGAACGAGACAACGGGAAAACAACGACUUCGGAGGCGAACUUUAUGCCGAAGAAUUUGGACGACGGCGUCGACGAGGACGAUGACGACAGAAGGAAAAAGAUAGAGGAAACGAGAAGGAGAUCUUCAUUCUCGUCGUCCUCGUCGGGAAUUUCGAAACUGAGUAAGCUGAGAGAGACGAGUUCGAUUCCAAUUUCUCAGCGCGCGACGGACCUUCCCAAACACCAACAAGAUGAAAAGAGCAGAACAAAAAAUUGGACGUAUCCUUCGCCGAAGAUGUUUUACGAAGCGAUUAAACGGAAAGGGUGGCAACCACCGGAAACAGACAUCGACAACGUAGUUAAAAUUCACAACGUCGUCAACGAGAGGUGUUGGCAAGAAAUUCUAAAGUGGGAGAAAGAGUUUCAUCCGAAGACGCUUAGCGGAGGAGGAGGAGGAGGAGGAGGAGAUCCAGGCGAGGAAGAAACAAACAACGCGUCUGUUUCUCUUUUGCGGUUUAAGGGGAAACCAAGAGAUUACUCCCCGAAAGCGAGAUUAUUGAACGCGCUCGGGUAUAAGUUACCUUUUGAUAGACACGAUUGGAUAAUCGAUAGAAACGGUGAAGACGUUCGGUACGUCAUAGAUUUUUACAACGCCAAAGUUCCUCCGCAAGGAAAGGGCGAUUCUUCCUCUCUCGAGGUUGGACCGAUAGCAAUGCACGUAGACGUUCGACCAGCGCUGGAUUCUCUCGAAGCGUUCUACGAAAGAGCGUACAUGCAAAUGAAAUGGAUUUCCAGCGGGAGGUGGAUGCGAUAA